Molecule: messenger RNA, 2115 nt
Organism: Closterium sp. Naga37s-1
Lineage: Eukaryota; Viridiplantae; Streptophyta; Zygnematophyceae; Desmidiales; Closteriaceae
Source: the annotation of a GenBank genome assembly
AUGAACGUUUUUUCCACAUUCGAUCAGGUCCUGCUGCUGCUGCUCAUGAUGAUCGGCAGCGCCAUUUUCACUUCACUCGUCCCGGUUCUCAUCAGGAGGCAUUACUUCCUGAAGCACCUGCGAGAGGAGGAAGCUAAGGGCGCGUUCCCACUGCUGGCGACGACAUCAGAUGUCGGGCAACAGCCCAGCCGCAGCAACAGGGCUGUGUUUACAAGGUCAGAGAGCGUGCUGACCCGAGGCGAGAACAACGACGCGUUUAUCAGGCAUGCUAUGGGGAAAAUGGAGGCAGAGAGGCGGAGGGAAGCAGCGGAGUGGGAGAGAAUGAAGGAGAGGGAAAGGGAGGCUGGUGGCGGUGGGGAGGGAGGAGAGGAUGGGGGUGAGGAAGGCGGGGUUGGGAGCAACCCUCCACUGACUCGGCUGCAGAGGAAGCUGUCUCGAUCUCUGACCACUGUGUCUCGGAUUUCAUCCGAACCUGUAGCACAUGCACACUCUGGCCGAGGCCACGUGCAAAGCCAGUUCAUGCAGAGCCAUAGCGCGCAGAGCCAUAUGAUGCAGAGCCAUAGCACGCAGGGUCAUAGCAUGCAUGAUCACAGCAUGCAGCACAGCAGCAUGCAGCACGGCAGUAUGCAGCACAGCAGCAUGCAGCACCAUGAGUCUCCUGCUGCUGCAGCCGCCUUUCCCCCCAGGGGGGGCUCCAGUGCUGUUCACAGCGUGGCGAGCAGUCGCAACAGGCCGAGCGGUGGGGGGAUUGCGGAGGAGCAUCCGGAGGAGUAUGGGGGGGAGGGAGGCGUGGGGGCAGGCCCGGCAGGGGGCGAUUGGGAGCAGUCGGGACAGGAGGAAACAGUGGCGCCUUUUGAGAGACGAUUCAUUGAGCUCAGGGCCCUGGAGCUGCUGAGCUGGCUGGUGCCCGCGUAUUUCUUUGGCACCAUCCUUGCUGCCUUUAUUCUCUUCACUCUCAUCGUCUGGUGGUGGCCCGAAUACCACGACCUCCUCUCAGGCAAGGGCAUCAACGUCGUUUUCAACUCGGCCUUCCAGUCCGUGUCAGCAUUCGCGAACGCGGGGUUCGGGUUGAUGGAUGAGAACCUCAUUCCCUUCCAGCGCAACAUUCCCUAUCUGCUGGUGGUGGGCGUGCUCAUCCUGGUGGGCAACACCAUGUACGCCCCCAUGCUCCGUGGCGUGCUGGCGCUGCUGCACUCCACCAGCAGGAAAGACAGCAGCCGAUGGCACAUAACGCGCUACCUAAUGGACCACCCGCGAAAGUGCUACACGCAGCUCUUCCCACACACGCAGACGCUCUGGCUGCUGCUCACCAUUGUCUGCUUCAACACCAUUCAGGCGUUCUUCAUCAUGGUUCUCGACUGGAACACCCAGGCCUUUGAAGGGCUCGGAGGCGGGUACCGGUUCUUUGACAGCUGGAUGCAGUCAGUGAGCACGCGCAAUGCGGGCUACUCCAUUGUCAACAUCUCCUACCUCACUGCCGCCACCAACUUCCUCUUUUGUGGCUUCAUGUACGUGGCGGUCUACCCAGUGUUCCUCACGCGUCAAUCCUCCCGAGAGCAGCGGGACGUGCACGACAGCGACGACCUAGCAGUCUUCGCAGAGGAUCUGCACGGGGGCGUGCUCGACUCCUCCGUGCUGGGGCAGGGCCGGCACCUGGUGGCACAGGACUCGGUGUACCUCUUUGUCUCCGUCUUCCUCAUCUGCGUCAUCCAGAACGGGGACUUCAACUCCGAUCCAGCCAACUGGACCGUCUUCAAAGUUAUCUUCGAAAUCAUCAGUGCCUAUGGCAAUGUGGGUCUAUCUCUAGGGAACAGCUGCCCCACCAGCAACCCCGAUUGCACUGAUGCUCCGCCCUACAGCUUCUCAGGCUCAUGGUCGGUACUCUCUAAGUUAUUAGUCAUCCUCGUGAUGCUGCUGGGGCGCCACAGAGGGCUACCAGACAACAUUGACGCCGCCAUUGUCAUUCCGCUGCCCAAGCAGUUCCAGCGCCAGCCUGGCCGACCAAUCAAAGAGGACCCCGCUGUGCUGCUCACGCGGGCGCGCACAAUGACCAAGUCCCAGCCCAGCACUCUAAUGCGCCGCCUUCUCUCACAAGGGCCUGUUGAGACCUUCUGA